AUGGUCUCCAAACUCGCUCUCGCGCUCGCCACGCUUCACGUAGUGUCUACGGCCACUGGUCACCCAAGUCUGCUCGACCGAAAAGACAAUACUCGACCCAGCUCGGUACCAGCAUCGGCCUCGUACAACUAUCUUGUGCCAGCUCUGUACCUGAAUCUCACAGUAAAAGCGGUCCUUGAUCUUGGGACUCUUGCGACUGGCGGAGAGCAGCUGCUGGGCGACAUCCUAGACGGUCGUUUGUACUCGGAGCCUGGCUUUACACCCCAAUUUUCUGGUAGAAUUCGAUAUGCAGAGGACUAUCUGACAUCCGACCCAGAUGGCGCCUAUGCUCGACCUUCUUGUGUGAUGACUGUCGUGCCGGAUAAUGGUUACGAUAAGCCGUUUCUCUUGAGGAUCAGCGGCGUACAAAAGGCGAACCCGAAUCUGGAUAUCAUCUUUGCUGGUAACACGACGGGUUUGCAGGUGCCAUAUGGGUACUCAUACUCUGUCUGGACGCCGACUUUCUUCGGCGGAUCUGCCAACUAUAGCAACCUGCAGGACAGUGUGUUCGUUGGAUCCGAGACGGCAAGCAGUAGUCCUAUUGCGGGAGCUUUCACGGUCGGCAUGAAGUUCUCCAAAGUGUUUCCUGUGAAUACAACAAUCGUGAUUGGGAAGGAAUUUCCGUAA
This is a messenger RNA of Recurvomyces mirabilis, 666 nucleotides long. RefSeq lists its product as uncharacterized. The coding region runs from base 1 to 666 and encodes 221 amino acids. The transcript has 4 exons. The record is from RefSeq and is a predicted model, not a curated record. Lineage: Eukaryota; Fungi; Ascomycota; Dothideomycetes; Mycosphaerellales; Teratosphaeriaceae.